GGGUCCUUCACACGGAAACCAGCGCUAAUGACCGAUGUUUGUUUUGCUACAAUUAGCAGUAUGCCUGCUGAACGCAAACGCUCAUUAAACAUGGAUGAAAAAGAUGUUUGCACCUUCAGCAACAAGGACAAGGAGAAGGAGCGAGAUGGCGAGAGGAGACCAUCGUCCGCCCGGGACAAAGGGAAAGACGAGGCCAAAAUGAGCGGGAAAAAAGACAGCAGCAAGGAAGAGAAGAGGAAGCGCCUCGAGGAGGAAAAGAAGAAGAGGGAAGAAAAGGAUCGUAAAAAGAAAGAGGAGGAAAAAGUGAAAGCGGAGGAGGAGCAGAAGAAGAAAGAGGAAGAGGAGAAAAAACUGCAGGAGGAGCAGGAGAAGCAACUUCAGGAGGAGGAAGCCAGGAAACAACGAGAGGAGGAGGCAGCUCUCCUGAAGGAGAAGGAGGAGAGCCAUCAGCUGCACCAGGAGGCCUGGGAGCGCCAUCACUGCAGGAAGGAACUCCGCGUCAAGAACCAAAACGCCCAGGAGGGUCGACCCGAGGAGGCUUUCUUCAGCCGCCUGGACUCCAGCCUGAAGAAGAACACGGCCUUCGUGAAGAAGCUGCGAACGCUCACCGAACAGCAGCGCGACUCGCUCUCCAACGACUUCGGCUCCCUGAACCUCAGCAAGUACAUCGGCGAGGCGGUGAGCUCCGUGGUGGAGGCCAAGCUGAAGAUCUCCGACGUGGGCUGCUCGGUCCACCUCUGCUCACUCUUCCACCAGCGCUACACCGAGUUCGCUCCGCUGCUCUUACAGGCGUGGAAGAAGCACUUUGAGGCGAGGAAGGAGGAGAAGGCGCCCAACGUGAGCAAGCUGCGAACAGACCUGCGUUUCAUCGCCGAGCUCACCAUCGUCGGGCUGUUCACAGACAAGGAGGGGCUGUCUCUGAUCUACGAGCAGCUGAAGAGCAUCAUCGGGACAGAUCGCGACACGCACACUCAUGUGUCGGUGGUCAUCAGCUUCUGUAAGCACUGCGGGGACGAUAUCGCCGGGCUGCUGCCCCGAAAAGUGAAAGCGGCCACUGAGAAGUUCGCUCUGAGCUUCCCUCCGAGCGAGAUCAUCGGCACGGAGAAGCAGCAGACCUUCCAGAACCUGCUGAGGGAAUACUUCACCUCGCUCACCAAACACCUGAAGAAGGACCACCGCGAGCUGCAGAACACCGAGAGGCAGAACAGGCGUAUCCUACACUCCAAAGGGGAGCUGAGUGAGGACCGACACAAACAAUAUGAAGAGUUUGCGACUUCCUACCAGAAGCUGCUGGCCAACACUCAGUCUCUGGCCGACCUGCUGGACGAAAACAUGCCCGACCUUCCUCAGGACAAGACGGUGCAGGAGGAGCACGGCCCUGGGAUCGACAUCUUCACUCCCGGGAAGCCCGGAGAGUACGACCUGGAAGGCGGGAUCUGGGAAGACGAAGACGCUCGUAACUUCUACGAGAACCUGGUGGACUUGAAGGCCUUCGUGCCCGCCAUCCUCUUCAAGGACAACGACAAGGGCAAAGACAAGGAUGAAGGCAAAGACGGGAAAGACGGGAAGGAGGCAGCAGCGAGCACCACAGAGGAACUGGAGCUGGAGCUCGAGGCUCUGGACAUCGCAGACGAACCUCUGGAGCUGGAGGGACCCGACGAGGCGGAGAGUGAAGAGCUGGCCAAGAAACUGCUGGAUGAGCAAGAACAAGAGGAUGAAGAGGCCAACACGGGGUCUCACCUGAAGCUGAUUGUUGACGCCUUCAUCCAGCAGCUGCCCAACUGUGUCAACAGAGACCUCAUAGACAAGGCGGCCAUGGAUUUCUGCAUGAACAUGAACACCAAAUCCAACCGGAGGAAACUGGUCAGAGCGCUCUUCACCGUCCCCAGGCAGAGGUUGGACCUCCUUCCCUUCUACUCUCGCCUGGUGGCCACUCUCCAUCCCUGCAUGUCGGACGUGGGUGAGGAUCUGUGCUCCAUGCUGAAGGGAGACUUCAGGUUCCACAUGCGUAAGAAGGACCAGAUCAACAUCGAGACCAAAAAUAAAACGGUCAGAUUUAUCGGAGAACUGGCCAAGUUCAAGAUGUUCCCAAAGACUGACACGCUUCACUGUCUCAAGAUGCUGCUGUCAGAUUUCACCCAUCACCACAUAGAGAUGGCGUGCACGCUGCUGGAGACGAGCGGACGCUUCCUCUUCAGAUCCCCCGAGUCCCACCUGCGCACCAGCGUCUUACUGGAGCAAAUGAUGCGUAAGAAGCAGGCUCAGCACCUGGACGCCCGCUACGUGACGAUGGUGGAGAACGCCUACUACUACUGCAACCCUCCGCCCAUGGAGAAGACGGUGAAGAAGAAGCGGCCGCCGCUGCAGGAGUACAUCCGGAAGCUUCUCUACAAGGACCUGUCCAAGGUGACCACGGAGAAGGUGCUGCGGCAGAUGAGGAAGCUUCCCUGGCAGGACCCCGAGGUGAAGAGCUACCUGAUCUGCUGCAUGGUGAACAUCUGGAACGUGAAGUACAACAGCAUCCACUGCGUCGCCAACCUGCUGGCGGGGCUGGUGGCGUACCAGGAGGACGUCGGGAUCCACGUGGUGGACGGGGUGCUGGAGGACAUCCGGCUGGGCAUGGAGGUGAACCAGCCGAAGUUCAAUCAGCGACGCAUCAGCAGCGCUAAGUUCCUCGGCGAACUUUACAACUACCGCAUGGUGGAGUCGGCGGUUAUUUUCAGGACCCUCUUCUCCUUCAUCUCUUUCGGGAUAAAUCAGGACGGCAGCCCCAGCGCUUUGGAUCCUCCGGAGCAUCUGUUCCGGAUCCGGCUGGUUUGCACUCUGCUCGAUACCUGCGGACAGUACUUUGAUCGAGGGUCAAGCAAGCGGAAACUCGACUGCUUCCUCAUCUACUUCCAGCGCUACAUCUGGUGGAAGAAGAGCACCGAGGUUUGGACCAACGAUCACCCGUUCCCCAUCGACAUCGACUACAUGAUCAGUGACACCCUGGAGCUGCUGAGGCCCAAAAUGAGGCUCAGCAGCUCCUGGAGGAGGCCACCAAACACGUGUCUGACCUGGAGAGGGAGGUACUCUUUAAACUAGGUAAGAAAUACUGAA
Gymnodraco acuticeps is the source of this 3099-nucleotide messenger RNA. RefSeq names its product UPF2 regulator of nonsense mediated mRNA decay (gene upf2). Gene Ontology annotation, molecular function: RNA binding; protein binding. NCBI's taxonomy places the organism in Eukaryota, Metazoa, Chordata, Actinopteri, Perciformes, Bathydraconidae. Gene Ontology annotation, biological process: nuclear-transcribed mRNA catabolic process, nonsense-mediated decay. Gene Ontology annotation, cellular component: exon-exon junction complex; cytoplasm. The record is from RefSeq and is a predicted model, not a curated record.